Molecule: messenger RNA, 6111 nt
Organism: Aquila chrysaetos chrysaetos
Lineage: Eukaryota; Metazoa; Chordata; Aves; Accipitriformes; Accipitridae
Gene: REELD1
Product: reeler domain containing 1
Exons: 7
Coding region: 135-1700 (521 amino acids)
Molecular function (GO): oxidoreductase activity, acting on metal ions
Source: RefSeq, a predicted model, not a curated record
GGUGGUGGGUAUUAGCAGUAACAGCUGCUGCGCUUCCCAUUAGAGGAGAAAGGGAAGAAGGUCCCUGAAAGGAUGGGUCUCUGGCAGGCCGGGAGCGCAGCGGCAGCGAGCCCGGUGGUGUACGUGUCCCGAGGAUGGAGGACGGCAAGAGAGCCCACAUCACCAUUGUUGGCUGGGCAUGCACAACCCUGUGCUUGGUCUCCUACGCUGCCGCCUUCUCACACGGUGCGAGCCUUUCUGCCUGCACCGACAUGAUGCCCAGGCACCUGCGAGCACAGCUGCACAGCCCCAGCAACAACUACGUUACUGUCCACACCAACAUGUCCUUCUAUGUCCCAGGUGACAAGGUGCCAGUGACAGUGAGGAGCACCCGGGAUUUUAUGGGCUUUUUGCUUCAAGCUCGCAAAGUGUCUAACGAUGAAAUCGCUGGCACGUUCAUCUUCAUCCCUCCUGGUUCCAAGCUGCUGAGUUGUUUUGAAGAUGGUGACACCGUCACCCACUCGGACAAAUCACUGAAGAGAAACCUGUCCUUCGUAUGGAAAGCACCAGACCAACCCAUUGGAGACAUCAAGUUUUUCAUCUCCGUAGUCCAGUCAUACUUUGUUUACUGGGCAAAGAUCGAAUCUGCUAUUGUGGCACAGCGAGGGCAAAACAAAACGCUUACUGGCAGCGGCAAGAAGCCCGACCCUGUAACCCCCACGCCCUCACAGGGACCAGCUGACCCACACCCCACAGGUACGGCAAGCAAAGGUCCCACCUCUCCUGUGGCUGCCACCGGCUCCCCCCUGCGCACCCCCACGCCGUCUGCCAGCCCCACCGGCAUCGUGGCAACUCCGGCACCGGAGCCAGGUCUCGGUGUUGGGUCAGACACCCAUCCUGUUGCUGAGCCGACGCAGUCAGCCUGGCCUUCACUGGCUGCGUCCAGCGGGAGCGACGGGUCCAGCAGCCGGGGGCUGGAGCCAUCCCUCCCCACCCAAGACCCCGGCAUGGUGGACGCCUUGCGAAGUUUCCUCUCCCAGGACAAUGCCUCCAGCUACAGCAUGUCCGACGGAGCAGGAAUCAUUGCCAGUGCUGCCACCCCACGCUUGUGUUUGAUGUGUAAAGAAGACGGGCAGGCCAGUACCGAGAGCGGCGCCACCUUGAAAGCCACCCUGUGUGUGACAGCAUCUCCUUCUGCCCCACACAUACACACUCACCUGGGUGAUGCCACUGCCACAACAGCCUGGUUUGGCGAUGCCAAUGCUGCCGGCAACUUGUCAUCGGCUUCAAGGCAAAUGGCCAAAAGAAAGCCGGCACUGCAGCCAGAGGAGGCAGGCACCGGGGGCAAGGAGGAGGAGGAGGCGGUGGGUGGGAAUACCCUGCCGUGGGUGACCAGACCAGCUCCCGAAUCUGCUGUUCCCGGCAAGGGGGAAGACCCUGGCAGAGGGACCCGACUCCUAGCAGCCCAACUCGGCAUCCUCCUGGUCUGCACCGCUGCCCUGGGCCUGGCACUGGCAGCUGCCAUGCGCUGUGUCUGUGCCCAGCAUUGCCACAAGCGGACGGAGGUUUCCUUCAGUGAGCCAGACCCUGACGUCAUUGCCGUCAGAGAAAAUGGGGAGGUGAUGCACUUCCGAAAGGUCCGGGAGAACAGCUUUGUGCUGGUGCAAGCCGAGUACAACUGGGUCAGCCCCUCGAGCAGCGGGAAGAAGACAAUCAUCUGAACGUUUGCAACGCAGAAAGCAGUGCCAUGGCAGCUGGAGUGGGUGAAAACAGCCCGGACUGCACAGCACAGGCUAUAGGAAGCGGUGGUGUAGUUCCUCUAUGUGCCGCCAUGUAGGUAAACAAACUCGAAGCAGCCAGUUCAGAAAGAGGUGUUAGUUGAAAGUAUCUAAGCUACAGCUGCUAAGAAAAUAGAAGUUGAUAGAUUGUUCAGUGUGUUAUGCUUACCGCAAUUAAUAUUGUAUAUCUGCUCAUUAGCUGUCACUGCAGCCAUGACACACACUUCUUCUGUUGCCUUAAGGGUGUAGCCAAAAAUAGAAAUUCUUCCUCUGCACUGUACUAUUGUCUCCUGUUUAAUCUCAGCAAAAGUUUCUAGUGUUAUAUUUCAGCAGAAGUUUCUAGUGUUAUAUUUCUUUCUAGGAAUUAGAAACCCCUGAUAUAAACCCAACCAUUCUCAUUUAGGAGUUUACAGGUGUGAUUCUGUGCACUUGGUAUAUCUCAGAUGACAAAAUAUUUGCCGGGAGAUUUUAAGUUUCAGUUUGAAAAGAAAAAGCAGUAACUCACUAGUGGAGAACAUUGAUUCAAAGAACGCUGAAUUGAUCUACAGGAACGAAAGACAGGGUGGCAGACAUCAGCUUUUGGGGGAGAAACAUGCCUGCUCAUCAGGUACAAAUGGAAGAAAACCUUUCCUGUCCAUUUGCACCUGAUGAGGAAGCUUGUUGAAGCCUGACAGCCAGCAUUUACUUUGUCUUUUACUUCGAGUCAGCUCAGUAACACUCUGUGCAGAAACAUGCACUGAGAAGUACCCCUCCUAGGUCACUCUGGAGAUCCCCAGCAAAGGCUGCGUGGAAAGUUAACAGCAUCCUUGUAGUCUGAGUUUGUGCAAAACUCUCUCUGACCAUGUGUUUUUCUGCAGGAGGCCACUAAAACAGCCCUUGGAAAAUAUGAAGAUCCUUGUAAGAAGGAGAGUUGAUGACAGCAAGGGUAAAGGUUUAAUCUACUGCAGCUUUGAAAGAGCCAGAAAUAGUCCCGAUAACGAUCCUCUUGAGAUGUACAUUUUAGAGUCUUUCAGAAAGCGGGAAUCACCACUUCUGGUGUCCUUUCUAGGGUGGAGGGGCUCAGGUGGUCCCCAAGCUGUGUAACGGGGGACAGACUUAAACUUUGGUGCUGCAGCUUAUUUCACAGCUUGCAGCAAUCCCCUCUGAGCUAAGCAGAUAAUGACGGGACCCUGAUGGCUCACACAUCCUUCCUGGUGACAACUUUCCCCUCUGUCAGGAGGGCCCUGCGGCCACCUCCAACUAGCUGGCCAUCUUCAUGCUGGAUAGUCAGUCAAAGCUCUGCUCUCACCUCCUCCCUUACCUUGCCAUUGACUUCAGACCAGACAGGUGGGACAUAGAGGAGUUCUCCUAUUCAAACCCCUACAACAUGAUGAACAUAGUGCAUCUUUUGCUAAUUGCACCUUCUAUUAGCAUUCAGAAAGAGCUGGUUUCUGACCGUACCACUGUACUGGGAUUAGUGACAUGAUGCUUUGCUCUACACACAUGGCCAAAUUUCUAUUGACUUAACUGCUAGGCCUAGUGAGCCUUGGGCAAAAUAAAUAAGAAAAGAAGUGUACUCACAAAUGCAGCUUGCAGAGACGAGCUUGAUGGUCUUAACCAUUGCACUUUGAAGAGAAGGAUGUCCGCACCAUGGCCCUUCCACUGCAGAGUAACCAAGGGUAGUGCUGUAAUUUAAAAGAUGUUUGUUUUAGGAGUCAAAAUGAAUGGUUUUAUGUUCAAUAAAUCGAGCUUAAGCACUACCUACUAGGAAGUCUACAGGAUUUUAAAUACAAGUCUAGACACUUACAAUGGCGUUCCUCUCCUGUGUCACGUGCCUUAGAAAGAAAUCAUGUUUCUGUAACCCAAUGUAGCUGAACUGUGUAGUGACUAAAGCAGCCUGCAUGCAAGUCGUUGUUAAUGCAGCCAAAAAAAUCCUAAUUAACUGAGAAAAUAGGUCAACAAACUCUUAAAUCUUUAAAGAACUAUCACAUAUUAUUUUAAAAAGUUUCUUAUGAUGGCAUAGCUGUUUAUGAAUAAAUUACAAAUACCUAUGGCCUCUUCCACUGUCUCUCUAGAUUUAAUGUUACCAGACUGCUAUAGCUAUAAAACUGUAACCUUCCUCUCCCCACCUCUUUCCCCGUGACCCAGCACCGCUUCUUGCCGGGCUGACCGGAGGUCUCAUGGAGAUGUUUGAUUAGGACAGUGGCACUUCAACACCACUCUGCCUUCUGUCAAACUCUGCCUUCUGUUAAAUUUAUGCAGCUCCAGUAUUAUUAGUAGUAAAACCAGUAAUGGUGAGCUCUGAGGGACACAGCUCCUUUGAAUUAGUAAUGAGUUUUGCUACUUUGCGGACUUGGCUGAGACCUAAAGUGCUUGUGUUUUUUUCCUUGACUUUGGAAUGAUGUUUCGUUUAUCGUAGUUGCCAUGACAAGAGGGAUGGAGGUUUUAUCUCUUCUUAAGGCUGUUAAAAACAUGAGCACUGAUUAAUUUAUUAAAAGGCAAACCAUUCAAACACCCCCAUUCUUAAGUGACUUGCUUUGUAUGGAUAUUCAUCUGUGCUUACAUUUGGAACAGAUUUAGGAGAAAAAAAAUGACAGAAUUAGGAAAAGAAAGGCACAGACCAUUCUAAUAUUUACUGGAGGGACAAGUGAAAGACUUGCCUUGUUUACCUCUCUAGGUACAGGACUCUGUUGGUCACAGAUGUUCUGCUGGAACCGGGGGAUCUCAGUUCCUCCCGUGCGGGUCAGCCUGCAGCCGUCUGUGGCCCUCGUUAGGCUGCCAUCCAUCAGCAAAGUGACAGGGCUUUGAGUCAGAAUUACCGACCAAAGGUGUGGAAAGCUGCUCACAUUCAGCUGUAAUGCACACCUGUCCUGAGUCUCCCCACCAGCCAAACAGGCAUCAGAUGCAGUUUUGGCAGUGAAAACUCGUAUUGCUUAAAUCUUCUGAUGCCAUUAUGACACCUGAGCUAGCCUAACUAAACAAAAAAACCAAAACAAACAAACAAAAAAAAAAGAUUUAGAAAUAACUAACUUGCAUACAGACAUGUCUGUUCAUCACACCCUUACUUGCAUACUAAUUUUCCCAUCUCGUGUCACUGAUUCCUGCUUUCCCUCUGCUCUACAAAAAUAUAAACCACCGCCCCUAAAUCAUCAGUCCUGCACGUUGAGCAUAUAACACCAUCGCUGAUUCUUACUGCUUUUCCAUGGUAUCUGAAAUCAAUUUGGUUUUGCUCAUCAUCAAGCCUGUCCAUAAAUCCAUUCCCCCUCUGCUUCGGAGAAGAUGUUGUCUUACGCAAUGCUGCAUCUGCUCCAUUAAAGAUGCCCGCCCCAACUGCAGUUAGCAGAGAAUGGCAACCCACCAAUACAUUAGUGGCACUAAAUGUAACAUGGAGAGGUUGCACUGAGCAACGCCGUUGGCCCAAAGCUUGGUUAACUCAUCGUUCCUGCAUUGGUUGAAUUGUCACUAGUAAGCAAAAAAGCCAAACACAUGCUGAUUUGGUCAGCUCCAAAAUGGGUGACAAGACUCACAGGCGAUGCCACGGGGCCCUGUGGGCCCAGCUAUCAUGGUCAGCGGGGAUGUGCAAGCUCAGGCUCUCAGCAGAGGCAGCGCUCUCCCUAGAGCGGUGCAGGAUGAGGCCCCAGGCAUUACAGAGACCUGGCCGGGUGGCUUGGCUAGCCCUUUUGGCACAGUUUCUGUAACUACUUAAGACCGCACAAACCAAGGGAGGUGAAGCAGCAAAGCCAGGAACCUGGAGAGUAAAACAUUCAGCGCACCCCUGGCAAACAGAGCACGGGGAGGCCGCCUUGCUGAGGGGUGAGGAUUCAUCCUCUCCCUCACCUCUGAGGGUUUGCCCCUGCUUCAAGCCAGAUCCUUGGCGGAGCAGCAGAUGCACGUCUUAUUUAUUCACUUAGAUUUAAAUGACAAUGAGAAAUGCCUGCAAAAAGAUGAGGCGAUGCGCUAACGAUUCCUGCAACAUUCAGCUGCAAAAAGACAGCUGCUUACCAGCAAAAACCAACGACAAAGUAGCGACCGACCUGCCCAGCUGGUGAACAGCAGAACAGCCCCCUCACUCCUCCUGGCAAGCCACCCCCCCACCUCUGCUGCCCUUGCCAGGGUCUCAAGGCUCAGUCUGAAAGUCAUCGUGUCUGGACAGCUCUGCAGGGCUCCCUUCCUUUCCUUCCCCUCCCCUCUCUCCUGCCAGCUCCUCCAAGGCACCACAUCACCUACGAGAGGGCAGAGAAGGACCUGGGGCGUCACGACGGCCCUUGGACCACGAGCUGCUCAGGGAUCUCUCCCGGCUCCCUCCCGCCACCGAAUUAUUUCGCCAUCGCAGGCCUCGUCGCAGCAGCCCUCUUUCCUUCCUCGUUAGUGCGUG